AUGUCCAACAAUCGUUUUUAUCAAAAAACUGAUACUGAGCGUAAGAGCCAAGCACGUGCGCGUGCUGGAGAUGGUUCUCUUCAUACGUUUGUAGAUGGAGAAAAUGUUAAUAGUACGCCAGUGAAUACUUCAAAUACAUAUUAUGAUUUACAACAACAACAACAUGCGUCAACGAUAGAUCUAUUAUCUCCAUCUCAGAAUGAUAUUUAUGAUGAACAACAAAACGAUUCAAGUGAUGAUGAUACGCAUGAUGAUGAUCUACAGGAAUUAUCUAAUGUAUUAGACGUUAACCGUGAAAAAAAAUUUGUAUUCAUCAUGUAA
Didymodactylos carnosus is the source of this 321-nucleotide messenger RNA. The record is from the annotation of a GenBank genome assembly. Lineage: Eukaryota; Metazoa; Rotifera; Eurotatoria; Philodinida; Philodinidae.